This is a messenger RNA of Triplophysa rosa, 3101 nucleotides long. RefSeq names its product BARX homeobox 2 (gene barx2). Lineage: Eukaryota; Metazoa; Chordata; Actinopteri; Cypriniformes; Nemacheilidae. Gene Ontology annotation, cellular component: nucleus. Gene Ontology annotation, molecular function: DNA-binding transcription factor activity, RNA polymerase II-specific; RNA polymerase II transcription regulatory region sequence-specific DNA binding. The coding region runs from base 214 to 1098 and encodes 294 amino acids. The transcript is spliced from 5 exons. Gene Ontology annotation, biological process: regulation of transcription by RNA polymerase II. The record is from RefSeq and is a predicted model, not a curated record.
AGCGGUGACUCAGAGCACCGCGCGCACUCGCUGCAUGAAUGAGCGCGCGGAAGACACUGCAGACACUUUCAGCGCAGCACAGCUGCACGAGGAUUUCAAAGCCAUUAAACGAGACGUGUUAUAGAAAAUAAACACAAGCAAGAAGUUUAACACGACUUUAGACAAAUCGAAGAGCCUUUUCAUAGCAAGACUGAGGUGGUAUAUUUGGACAGUAUGCAUUGUCAAGCAGAGCUGAGACUCGCGAACAGCGCGCACCUGAAAGCAGCCAGAAGACGGUACAAGACUUUCAUGAUAGACGAGAUCCUCUCCAAGGAAACUUGUGAUUACUUCGAGAAACUUUCUCUUUACUCUGUGUGUCCCUCUUUAAUCGUCAGACCCAAACCUAUGCAUUCAUGCUCGGGCUCCACUCCUCUGAGAACGUACCCUCUUCUCUCUGUGAUCACGCACCAGCCUCCCAGCAGCCUCCCGCAGCUCUCUCAAUCCUCUCCUCACAGUCGGGUCCCGCACCUGUCCCUGCUCUCCCCCCAGCACCCACUGACCUCAGAGUCCACGCUCAGCGAGACGCCUGUCAGCAUCAGCAGCGAAUCAGAUACGGAGCACUCCACCCCACGACUGAAGAAACCCCGCCGCAGUCGCACCAUCUUCUCUGAGCUGCAGCUCCUUGGCCUGGAAAAGAAAUUUCAGAAACAGAAAUAUCUGUCCACUCCAGACAGAUUGGACCUGGCUCAGUCUUUGGGACUCACGCAGCUGCAGGUGAAGACAUGGUACCAAAACAGACGCAUGAAAUGGAAGAAAAUGGAAACAAAAGAAGAUAUUUUGAAGAAGGUGCUUAAAGGAGGACACGAGGCUCCUACCAAGCCCAAAGGCAGACCAAAGAAGAACUCCAUCCCGACCACAGAAGAAAUUGAGGCGGAGGAACGGCUGGCGGCGCAGCAAGAGAAGUUACGAGCAGAAGAGCAAGGGGAGGUCAUCCAGUCUCAGCCUCAGGAUCUGAGCACGUCCGCUACGCCAACAGACUCCGUCUGUCCGUCCGGACCAGAGACCCAGGAUCGAAAAGUGGCCCCGCCCUCUCUGUCAGAAGCCAUGACGAGCAGCUAAACGCGUGGCCUUGCUAAUGCACAACCAAAGACAGCUACUGAAAGACUGUGUAUUUGAUGCUCUGUGGACUUGAGGAGUUGAAGGGCUCAGUAAGCCUGUGUUUGUGUUGAAUGCAGUGGCUACAAAGAUGAAUUGAACAAAUUUGGCGCGCUGACAAUAAGUGCGAAUGUCAUUGCAUACGAAAACAAAAGCAUACACUUUUAUGAUUAGGAUAACUUUAAAGCAGAACUUUUUCUUUUUCUGGUUUUAAAUGAGAUCCAUCUGGUUAAAAGUAUUGGGAAAAAGGGUUCAGAAAAGUAAACAAAUUUGUAAAAAAAGUCCAGCAUGGUUGGUUUGCAUACACAGUAAUAAAAUCACGUUAAAAAACUGUCAUUUAACACUUUUCACACAAAAUGAAAUGUUUUUUCAUGUUAUUUUACAGUUAUCUUGUAAACUUGCAGUCUUUUUCUGUAAUUUUACAUUUUCUUACCGUAUUUCAAAAACACAUUCAAAAUGGUUAAAUACAACUCUGUAAAAUUACAGUUUAUGUAGACAUAGGAGAAAUCUUAUCUAAUGCAAUGAAGUUCAUACAUUUGUAAGCGUGUCAAGACGGCCAAAUAUUUUUUUGGGGGGGGCAACUGUAACGUUGUAAUACUGCUUUAACUGUUUUUGUCAAACAGCUGCCUUUCUCAAAUGUAGUCAGUAUUUUAUAAUGUGUAUGUAUGCGGUUUAAAAACCAUUAAUAUGCUGCCAGACACACUAACAUAAAACUGAAUCACACAGACUCUCUCACAUCGGUACAAGCAUGUUCUGUAUGGGCAAACAGUAAGUGUUUAUUUUUUUCUGGGUAAAUUCCUCUUUCCCUGUAAAUAUUACCUGUUUAAUUGCCCCUGUAGUUUACGGGGCACCUGUGUACUGUAGCUUGGGCCUCAGUGCCAAAACGCAUAUAUCUGAGAAGCUAAAAUGCCCUUUGAGGUAAUUUCCCCCUUUUUUCUUUACACAUCUAUGAAGCUGCUGCCAUUAAAACUUAACAGGGCGGGUUAGUAUGAAUACCAGUGUAAACAUGUACAGAGAUCUGGAUUUCACAUGAGAAACUGUUGCGCUUUUCAAAGCAGGAUCGGCCAGUUUGGGUAUAGCUUAAGUUUAUCCAUUAACAUUUUAAUGGACAAAGAAACUGUCAACUGAGAAAGGAAAAGGUAAAUAAAUAUGGCCAACGAUAUUAAUUUAAGUAGAGCUUUUAAAGUGCCCUCUCUACGCCGAUGUUUGAAAAGCAAAAGAAUUUCCAUUGUGCUUUUCAUGUGUAGCAUGCAUCAAUUUGAUUGUAUCUGAACUGAAUCCAUGCAUCAAAUCACAAUUUUGUAUGUAUAACCUUUGCACAGCCAUUGUUACUGUUUGAGGCUGAAAUACAUACUCACAUGUAGCAUGCUAACUGUUGUAUGUUUCUUUUUUUAUUCCCUUUCUGACAAAGAAAAACUUGAACCUUUUCCCCGUUCUGUGGUGCGGUGCAGUAUAACGCCAUUAAGUGCAGGCUGACUUUAUUACUUUAAGAAAAACUACUUAAUCUGUCAGAGACGCAAAGCAAUUAAUAAAUCACACGAGUACAACCUGCAAAAACUGCCAGAAAUGAAAGUCUGGGACAUGUGGAAGCCCGCAGGUGCUCUACACAUGCCUCCAAUCUUACUGAGUGACAGUCUACACAGCACAGCACUUACACGCCAUAAGAUCUGAUGAUGUCCAACCGUCGCUGCCUUUUACAAACACUUUAUUUGUAAAGUUUUAUUUUCUUCUCUGUUUGGCAAAAAAAUACUGAAUAUACUGUAUAUUCCUUUGAUAUGAAACACUAAUUUUGGUGUAUUUACUGAGUAGCAUUGGGUGAGCGAAUAAUAAUUUUGUAUUCUGUUUUGUAGAAGACUUUAGAUAUUUGAGGAAAAUCCAUUUUUCACCCAUGCGUUCUGUUAUUUUUAUCGUAUGUGUGUGCGUGUUUGCAUAUUUAAUAACAUUUAAUAAAGAUGACAUUCAUUUUG